This is a messenger RNA of Mercenaria mercenaria, 2991 nucleotides long. Its product is annotated as NXPE family member 1-like. The record is from RefSeq and is a predicted model, not a curated record. Lineage: Eukaryota; Metazoa; Mollusca; Bivalvia; Venerida; Veneridae. The transcript has 7 exons. The coding region runs from base 870 to 2651 and encodes 593 amino acids.
UCGCCCGGUUCAUUUUAAAAUCAGAUGAUUAUAUUUUUCUCAAAUUACAAUGAAAACAAAACUUGAAUAAAAUACAUAGUGAUAAUAUUUGAUUUACUUUAAAAGCAACGACCAAAGAAAAUUGAGGUUAUAAUUGACGAACUGGUCGUUUUGUUCAAUACUACAGCGGAUUUCUUCUUCAGGAUUAUUUUCACGAUUUGGCGGUAUUAUAAAACUAAUUUAUCAAGUUAUAGUGAUAGUUUAAAAUUGCGAUGAUUUUCAUAUCUUUAUAAACUUUGUGUAAUGUUGUGUCAUCCAAAACAUAACGUAUAUGUUUUAAAGAACAUUUACAGUACAAUUUGUCUGGAGUGAAAACAAAAAAAUGUUUGUUAUUAAAAGGUUUUGACUCUGUAGAUGCUGAUUUCGGUAAAAUGUAAAAAAGGAUCUCUUCAUAGUGGCGUUUGCUAUGCAUUAGUGUCGUUUGGGUAUAUUAGUUAUGGUAUAUUGAAAGACACAUUGACUGUAUACAUGUAUGGUUUUCACAAUUGUUGAGAGAAAACAAAAUCAUAGUUUAUUCAACAUGUUUAAGCGAAAACAAUAUUUUGUCUCCCUAAACCAUCCAAUGAAUUUGGAGUACUUUGCAAAUUUACCGAUGUGUACACAACAUGCUCCCUCGGAUGAUAUUAUCUGUCGUGUUUAAAGUUACACCGCUGGGUAAUAAAAGAUACAGAGACGGUCAAAUGGACUUAAAGUACUAAAGAUCGGCUAUAAUGCAGGCAGUGACGUUAAGCAGAAGAUGUUAAGUGUAUAUUUAUCAAUACAUUCUUUUUAAAGGAUUCACCUAAAAAUACAGCGGCAACGAGAAACAGAGCAAUGCAUUAACAUGAUCUAUGGAUCACACUGUAAAGCAGUUACCCCUGAACCUACAAACACAAAAGGUCGUAUUAUUGCUAUGUUUACUUUGUGCCCUCUACAUUUUUAUCGUGUAUCAAGUAUCAAAUGGAGAAAGAAAUUCGUCAUCAGUUAACAACCCACAGCCAGUCAAUAGGAUUAACUACCGUGACGAUUGGAGCUAUAACACCUCACUCGGAGGGGAAUUGAAGGUCUUUAAGGAAUCAGUUAACAAACAUAAGGGCUCCAGUUCUGAUGACUUUAUAAUCAACAACCUCUUGAAUGAAGUUAUCAGCGAAGAAGAAGCUUUAAAAUACAAACCAUGUACAGAUCCGAAUCUUGCUGCAAAUCGUACUCUAUCUACAUUAACAAUUUUAGGUUCUCAAAAUAAGGCGUAUGACAUAGGAGACAAAAUAUAUGUGCAGGCUACGUUAUAUGACUCCUAUGGAAGACAGAAAACUACUGGAGGAGAUCAUCUUCGUGCAAGGAUAUCAAAUGCAGCUUUGAACGCCUUCGCACCAGGAGUGGUAUAUGACCUUAGAAAUGGGUCGUACACUAUUGUUUUUGAAGCUUUAUGGAGCGGUAAAUCAUAUAUAUCAGCAACUAUAGCAUACACCAGGGAGGCAAUAACGGCUCAGUAUAGACUGACGUCAGCUCAAUUUGCCUUGAGACUCAUUUUGGCGAAGUACAAAAGUCAGCAGUAUCACGAAGACGCUGUGUGUCAUCCAGACGACAAACAUUUACUUGUGAAAACCAAAUAUAAAGAUGUGUGUAACUUUACGAGCUUGAAUUCCGGAAUGCCAUGGUACUGUGGGAAACCUCUGAAUCCAAAGUUACAGUGCAAUGACUGGACCUUAGUGAAACAUUUGCUCCCAAAGUGGCCAAAGUCGAUCAGCAUUUGUGAAAAGGAGAUUUUAGCUUCUAGAUCCCACCAGGUUUUGAAGAAAACAAUUUCAGUGGUGGUAAAAGAACACGCACAAUACAAUGGUUCGAAAAUCACUAACUACUAUCAACCAAGUAUUUCCUGUUCAAGAUAUAAUACCACUAAACUUUGGUAUGAAAAAUAUUCUACUGGAUUUUUCAUCAACGGGCGUUGGAACCUGCGACAUUGCAAAGGGUUUCAUCGUGCUAACUUUCAAAAAUGUUUGAGAAACAAAAGGCUUUACCUCAUAGGAGACUCAACGACACGCCAAUGGUACGAAGAUAUGUUGAAACGAUAUAACUGUACUCAGUAUACAGAACAAUGGAGGUAUGCCAAGUGGAAAAAACCUUCAGGUUGUAAGGUCGCAAGCAAUAACUUUACGGUUAUCUUGACUACGCAUUGUCAACCUUUUUAUGUUGGAACAUUUUGGAUAGACCCAAAAUACACCCUCAUAUCAAUUCCAAAACGACUUGAAUUAAUAGAAACAAACGAAGAAGCAAUAGUUUUAAUUCAUAUAUUUGCACAUAUGGUACCAUUUCACCAGAAAUAUUACAGGGAUAAAAUGAAAAGAAUUCGGGCUGGUGUUGAGAAACUUCUUAAAAGAAAUAGCAACGUGAAAAUUUUCAUCAAAAUGCCGCAUACAUAUACUAGCGUACAUGUUGAUAAUGGUGCAAUAAAUGAUUUUCCCGGCUAUAUUUUUUCACGUAUAAUAGUUGAAACAUUUAAUGGGUUAUAUGAUAAAGUUGUAGUUCUUGAUAACAAAGACGCGACAAUUUCAGUCGCUUCACAAUCUCUACAUCCACAUACGUUUGUAGUAGCGUCUAUGGUUGAUCAAAUGUUUAGCUAUAUUUGUGAAUAAAUCAUAAGUAAGAGACAAAGCUGUUAACCAUUCCUCCAAGAUCUUCACUGGAACCAACAACCUGCAGUUGAAGAAGUAUAAGGGAAUUUAACCAGCAGUGCUCAAGGAACGCUGACCCCUGAAAACAAACGCUAUAGAAGUUUAUUAGUAUGUACGUGCAUGACACUUCAAAGUUUUAAAGGGACAAAAACCAACGAUGAAAAUAAUAGCAAAUGACGGGAAAAUAUGAACGACGUGUUUGAAUUGUUAGUGGCAAAACCAUUCUUUUUAACAAUGUUGUUACAAACUGAACAAAAUCAAAAAUGCAUAUUACUUUUGGAUUAAAGGCUAUUUUACAUGA